UGAACAGUGACCGAGUACAAGUUCCACUUCAGCGUUUUUAUUUUUGUUAUUUAGACGUUCAACACCAUGUAACUCAAAAUAUUACUAAUUUAACUGCACGGCAUAACAUACUUACCCCCAGGUGGUGUCUAAUUCACGUUGGAGACAGGACUUAAUAUAUGUUAUACUAGUUAACGCUAACAAUGGCUAACUGUAUGGUUUAUCACACUCAAAUAGCCUCCAUCAUGGAGGUGCUAGCGAAUGCAGCCGUGGCGGAGAUCUGUAAACUCGUAGACGACGACUAUGCAGUGUUUCGUUUGGAAAUAACUCAAAGCCAGAAAGAAAACAGGGCAAUGCGGAGGAAACUACAGUUACUGGAACUGAAGAUGGCACGGGAGCGCGCAGAGCGCGUCCUCGCCAGUCGUCCCAGUAGUGUCAAGAUCCUCGACCGAUACAGAGGAAUGGCAAAAGGUGAAGGACAUCUCACUGGAGGCCACAGGGGCUUGGUGAAGCCAGCGGGACACAAUACAUGGAGAGAUGACCAACCAAUCACUGUUGAUGAGGGGAGUGGAACCUCAACCCAGCACAUUAUUGUGAUAGAGUCUGCAGAUGCAGAGGCUGUAGGUCCUGGGGUCAAGCAGGAGAGGUCCGAAGGAAAGGAGCUACAACAUAGCAGAGACAUCCAGACUGGAGCAGUGGCUGGAGUAGCAUCCCCUGUAGCCACAGAGGACUCUACCACCGCCCCAGCGCAGCCCAGGACGCGACGCAGCAUCACGGAGGAGGAGGAGGGUCCAGGGGUGAUGCUGAUGAAGGAGGAGGGUUGUGAGGAGGGUCUGGGGAACCCUGAGGGGACCAUGGUCAUGGAGGACAACCAGACUACACCUGAACCAACAGAGGAGCCAGCUGAGCAGCACAGAACCACACACAGUCUCACUGAGUCAGUAGACAUGGAGGAUGGGAAGUCUGAUCAGCUGCUGGUCAAAGAGGAGACCAUAGAAGAUGGACCAGAGAGCAUUGACCUGCUGAGUGGACUAAAGAUGGGGGAGCAAGGUGGUUGGCUGGAAGCUAACAGAGGAGACUGGGUGACCAUCUUGGAUUCCCAGACCCAGACUGGUGCAGCCAAGGGCCCGGGGGAUGACAUCACUGAGCAGGCCAGGACUAGAGGCGACAUAGUGGAGUCUGCAGUCCAUGAAGACGUGCUGAUAUCCGGUGUUGCUGACGGGAGAGACUGGACCUCUGAAGCGGCUGGCCACAAACCCUGGCCACUGAUCAGGACCCUGGAUCAGGAGCCGUUGCUCUUCCUUCCCAAGUCAGGACCAGGACCGAACCAUGAAGGACCGAGACUCCACCACCACACCGAACACAACCAGUGGACAGGUGGACUGAACAACCUCAGUCCUGGUGGUCAUCAGAGAGACGGAGGCUCCAGUCAGGGAUCCAGACUGCAGCCCAGACCCUUCUCUUCACAGUCUCAGUGUAGGGAUGAAGCAGGGCCUGGGGCUGAUAGAGAUAGACCCUCCUGUUCUUAUGAUACAAACACCACAGUAUCCAUGAUGAACAGAGCAGGUCUUCCUGGGCUUCAGCCUUCACAGAGAGGGGUGGGAGACCCCCCUGGUGGUAGUCUAUCAGCAAGUGUGUCUACUUCAGGGUCUUGUCUAAUGCCUGGUGACUGGGUUCAUAUAAAGCCUGGACCUGGGUCUAGCCUUCCUCAGUUACCUCAUGGUUACCCCACCAAUACAGACAGGGUCAGAAUGGGUGUUCAUCACAAGCGGUACCUAGCCUAUAACACAGCACACAAUCCCAACAACACCCAAACAAUGGCUAGAGGUCAAGGUAGGAGCUCAAAGACCAACCACCUGGGGGUGGUGGCUCCUGCUUCUACCUCCUCUGGUGUCAUUGGGUCACAAUGUGGUAGGCCGAGUGUUAGGACAGACGCUGACAAGCCGUAUGCCUGUCCCACGUGUGGGAAGCGUUUUGCUAAGGUGAACUAUGUGAAGCAGCACCAGACUGUUCACACCAAGGAGAGGCCCUUCAUGUGUAAGCUGUGUUACAAGAGCUUUUCCUUCCUUAGUAACCUCAUCAGACAUAGGAGUGUCCACAAUGUGGAGAAAUCAUAGCAGUGUGGCUUGAGAUGUAGGCUAUAUAGGGGAUGUCUGGGACCUAUUCUUUAGCUUAAAUAUUCCAGUUAUCAUGUGAAGUGUCCUGGGUACGCUCACAUGAUACAGACUUGUUAGGUGUGUUGGCAUAGUAAAUAACGUUGUAAUUGAAGUGUAACACUAUCAGUUCGUACGUAAACUCACUGGCUAUUUACUCCGAUGUAAUGACUGGUGUCAGUAAACAUUGGCAAAAAAAGUCAUUAAAUUGUUGCCAGCAGCACAGUUACGUCACCAACGCUCCAGAUAACAUGAAAACAGCCUAAUCAGCUCUGCUAUUGCAAAUAAAAUGGUCAGAGUGAGGUGUUAUCUUAUUUGUUUCUGGAAGAAGCUAGCCAACUUCAGCCAGUUGGUGUAACAGGGUAAUAUUUGGUGAUUCCCCUUGCCACUUUAUUGUUAAGCCAAUGGGUUUUUGGUUUGAGUUUGUCUUGCCUUCACCUACUCAACAUGGCAUCUUAUUGGCUGGUUUGCGUAGCUUGCUUUCGAGGGGGGGAUGUUCCAGUUAGAAUCGUCCCAGUGAACAAGCGCCAAACCAGCGGUAAGUUGUUGGUUGCCAAGCACUGUACAUCAAAAGUGAUUUUUAUACUCUCAAGUGAUGAUUUAAAUGUACAAUUUAUAUCAAAUUGUUUGUAAAUGUUAUUCGAACAUCACACAUAAGAUGCAGUGGUUUUUGGAGAAUAUUUGUUGUGCAUUUUGUUGUAAAGAAUUCCCGCCAGUACUAGCUAGCAACUUACUGUGUCUGGUGGGGGGGUUCAUAUAUUUUGUACAGUGCGUGAGUGCAGAGUUGGAUGGUGAGACGUGCAAUUUUGUGUCGUUUCUAUCAGGUACAUUGUUAAAGAUAUAUUGUAAUUGUAUUAUUUUGGUAACUAGCCCAGUAACUAGCCCAUUGCAUGACGUGCAAUUUUGUGUCGUUCCUAUCAGAAUAAAGCUACAUGACUGGUGCUACAUAUUGGAGUUCCGUGUCGAUGACUGAUUGUACACAACGCAAGAAGAGUACUGUUACAUUAGCAUGGGUGCUUGACUGCCGUUGUUGAUCCGUGCGUCUGACUUCACGUGUCCCAGUGUGCGAGCAGAAUUGAGGAACGGACAAUUUGCCAAUGCUCUGAAUUUACGUACGAACACACCCUAUAUUCACCCUCUGAAUUUGGUUUUGCCUAAAUUCUAUUCAUAACAAAUAUGUCCCUCGUUUUUAUAACACGCCUAGUCUGUGUACCAGUCUUUUUUAGCUAACUUUCUAUUCCAUGUCAUUGCCAAAGAGACUGGCCUUUCUGCAAUCUCAACAUUCAAUAAUAUGCAGCUGGAUUUACAGCGGAGUUGCUCAUUUGGUUGUUGGAAAUAACAUUCAUAUUUCCCACGACAUGUGGAGCCUCAAAUAGAAAUAUAACGUCAAAAUCUAAAAUGUUGCUGUUCGCUAUGCAAUAGGCUUUGUGUCUAGAAUUGCAGUAUGUAUUUAGUUUGAGAGUUUAGAUGAGCUAACAAUUUAGCAGACUGGUUACUUCUGGACAAACAAAGAACGAUUGCUUAGCAACCGGAUACCAGCGUGUUCUGUGGGGGUAAAAGCGACAGUUUCAAUAUUUAGAUCAUAUUUGUGAUUGGAGGAUAGCUGUGAGGGUUAU
Oncorhynchus masou masou (cherry salmon) is the source of this 3748-nucleotide messenger RNA. RefSeq lists its product as uncharacterized. The coding region runs from base 183 to 2096 and encodes 637 amino acids. The record is from RefSeq and is a predicted model, not a curated record. Lineage: Eukaryota; Metazoa; Chordata; Actinopteri; Salmoniformes; Salmonidae. The transcript is spliced from 7 exons.